AUGGCCUUGCUGAAGAGAAGAGUUGACCGGUGGAUGGCGUGGCAGCAAGAUGGAGGGGAAAUCGUGGAGAACAGACGUGGGGAAUUGCAGACUUCAAUUGAAGACAAAAGGAUGAAGGAAAGGCAAGAGCAGAAGCUGCUUCCAUAUCAAGGCAAUUAUCAUUGCCAAAGAGGUUUUGAGCAGAGCGGUACUUGUGUGAAGUCUGGAAGCCCCGUGUUGCUUCGAGACCCAUCAGAUAUAAAUGUUAUACCAGUUGUUGAGGAGCUCCAACGGCGAUUAGCUGUAAAUGCCAUAUGCCAGGGUCAAGAUGAUGCAGAAGAGUACUCUCAUGUACAGAAUGAUGUUGAAGCUGGGGAAGAUGAUGAGUCUCCAUUUGAAUUUCGCGCCGUGGAGGUAGCUUUGGAAGCAAUUUGUAGCUUUCUUGCAGCACGUACUACUGAAUUGGAGACUGCUGCUUAUCCUGCUUUAGAUGAGCUCACCUCAAAAAUUAGCAGCCGUAACUUGGAUAGGGUUCGUAAAUUGAAGAGUGCGAUGACAAGGCUAACAUCAAGGGUGCAAAAGGUAAGGGAUGAGCUUGAGCAACUACUAGAUGAUGAUGACGAUAUGGCUGACUUGUAUUUGUCAAGAAAACAAGUUGGUGCAUCUUCCCCUAUAAGUGGUUCAGGAGCCCAAAAUUGGUUUCCUGCUUCCCCUACCAUUGGCUCAAAAAUAUCUCGAGCCAGUAGGGUGAGUGUGGCAACAGUUCGUGGAGACGAAGAUGAUGUUGAGGAGUUGGAAAUGUUACUUGAGGCUUACUUUAUGCAAAUUGAUGGCACAUUGAACAAGCUGACAACACUUCGGGAAUAUAUCGACGACACUGAGGACUACAUUAACAUCCAGCUUGAUAAUCACCGGAAUCAGCUAAUUCAGCUAGAGCUCUUCCUGAGUUCAGGAACUGUUUGUUUGUCCAUCUAUUCUUUGGUUGCUGGCAUUUUUGGCGUGAACAUACCUUAUGAUUGGAACACUAACCAUGGCUACAUGUUCAAAUGGAUAGGCCUGAACCUUUGAUUAGUAACUUCAUCGUCUCAUCUCCUUCUCGACUUCUCUUCUUGAUUUCACUUUUCCUUAAAAAAGAAAACUGUGUCCUAAUGCUGGUAGGUCGUGAUCCUGACUGGAACCGCUUGCGCAUUGUUAUUCAUCCUCAUAAUUGCAUACGCUCGUCAUAAGGGAUUGGUUGGAUCUUGACUUUGCAUCUCUCAAGCUGGCCUUUCGGACGACUAAAGGGCAGGGCCAUGAGGAUGGACUUUGUUUUGAUUCGGAUAGCCGAAAACUGUUAUACUGGUGUGGCUGAGGUUGUUGGUGCGCCCUCUCAUUUCCCAUUUGAAUUGACAAACCAUGCAAGGAAAAAUACCUCAGGACAGUAUUCAUUAGCAGCAAUUGUGGAUAAAGCUUAUAGGGAACCAUUUUUCUCCUCUUAUUUACACAAAUUUUCCUGAUUUCACACAGGAUAAUUGGGUGUACCACAGAUCUUGUUACACACGAUACUUGUAACUAACCUUCGCAUAAUUGGUAUUUACAUAGUACACAAUUCUUGGUAGAUUCUUAUGGUGUUCUCUUUUGGAGGUGAAUUUGCGUAACUUGUAGGAUCAUCUUGCUCAAUCUAUUCAAAGCCCUUACGAUAUAAAUGCUGCAUGUAUUUGA
This is a messenger RNA of Eucalyptus grandis, 1680 nucleotides long. RefSeq names its product magnesium transporter MRS2-I-like. NCBI's taxonomy places the organism in Eukaryota, Viridiplantae, Streptophyta, Magnoliopsida, Myrtales, Myrtaceae. Gene Ontology annotation, molecular function: magnesium ion transmembrane transporter activity. The record is from RefSeq and is a predicted model, not a curated record. Gene Ontology annotation, biological process: magnesium ion transport. The coding region runs from base 1 to 1047 and encodes 348 amino acids. The transcript has 10 exons.